AUAUAAAGAUAUUGUCUCUCCCUCCCCCCCUCGCUUGGUCCUCUCUCUCCAAUCUGGAGAAACCAAAAACACUGUCUUUCUGUUCGGGUCAUGCUAUUCGGAUCCUAUUAGAUCCGGAUUAAAACCAAUUUCUGAUAACCUGAACCAGAGUCAAAGAUGACGAGGCGGUGCUCGCAUUGCAGUCACAACGGGCACAACUCCCGGACUUGCCCCAACCGAGGGGUCAAGUUGUUUGGGGUCCGAUUGACUGACGGGUCGAUCCGGAAAAGUGCUAGUAUGGGUAAUUUAAGUCACUAUACUGGGUCUUCUAAUGUGGGUGGGCCCCUCACUUCCGGUCCUAACAAUCCCGGAUCACCAGGUGAUACCCCUGAUCACGGUAUUGCCGCCGCCGCCGCCGGUUAUGCUUCUGAGGAUUUCGUUCCUGGGUCCUCUUCGAGUCGUGAGAGAAAGAAAGGUGUUCCAUGGACUGAAGAGGAACAUAGGAUGUUUCUACUAGGUCUGCAGAAGCUUGGUAAAGGUGACUGGCGUGGAAUUGCUCGUAAUUAUGUUAUAUCAAGGACACCAACUCAGGUGGCCAGUCAUGCUCAGAAAUAUUUCAUCAGGCAAAGCAAUGUGUCUAGGAGGAAAAGACGUUCCAGCCUGUUUGAUAUAGUUGCUGAUGAACCAGGAGACACUCCGAUGGAAUCACAGGACUUCUUGUCUACAAUCGAACAAGAGUCUGAAGCACAAAGUGAAAAUCCAGUGCCUGUCCCUCCUUUGGAUGAAGAAUGUGAAUCUAUGGAUUCUACCAACUCCAACGAUGGGGAACCCCCACCUCCUAAGCCAGAUUGCUCACAGUCUGCUUAUCCAGUAGUAUACCCAUCUUAUUUCUCGCCUUUCUUCCCAUUUUCUUUUCCAUUUUGGUCUGGACACAGUGCGGAGCCCACAAAGACAGAGACACAUGAGGUUCUUAAGCCAACAGCAGUGCAUUCAAAAAGUCCAAUCAAUGUUGACGAGCUGGUUGGCAUGUCAAAACUGAGUUUGGGAGAAUCUAUUGGCCAGGAUGGCCCCUCUUCUCUUUCCCAGAAAUUGCUUGAAGGGUCCCCAAGACAAUCUGCUUUCCAUGCUAAUCCAGCCUCUAACAGUUCGAGCAUGAACAGAAGCAGCAGCCCAAUCCAUGCAGUUUAAAGGCAGCUUUGCUGCGAUUGAAAUCGUAGGUUAGCUCAGUGCUGAUGAGCUUCACAAUUUACAUUCUAUAUCAGACUAUAACGUGCAGGCUGGUUUGGGUUUACAUUCUUUUGUGGGAUUCUUGUAAUAAUGUUGUUCUUUUAAGUUCUAGCAUUAACUUGUUUAAGUUAGUCUUAUGUAGGCUGUUAGCAUCUUGUCUAAAGUUAUUUGAAUCUUUAACGUUCUCUGUGCA
Molecule: messenger RNA, 1399 nt
Organism: Populus trichocarpa (black cottonwood)
Lineage: Eukaryota; Viridiplantae; Streptophyta; Magnoliopsida; Malpighiales; Salicaceae
Product: transcription factor KUA1
Exons: 3
Coding region: 157-1167 (336 amino acids)
Biological process (GO): response to gibberellin; response to auxin; response to ethylene
Molecular function (GO): DNA binding
Source: RefSeq, a predicted model, not a curated record